AACCACGGAGGGCGGUAAAAGAAGAGGGAAAUUUAAAGAGUGGCUCUCUGACAUCCACAGCCAAUUCAUCUGUGACGCUAUGAAAAAGUCGGUUUCAUUGUACGUGUAACGAAGAAAUUUAUUCAAUAUGGAUUACUUAGGAGAUCAGAGUAUAAAUCAGGACUCUCCGUCCAAACAGAGUUAUGUUGGCAGUUUUCACAUGCCCCCAGAGAAGCUGUCAAGGCCCCUGUACAUGAACACAGUGACGCAUCCAGUGGACAGAAAGAGCUCAAGUGUACAGGAAAUCAGUCCACAGCUUUAUCGAACAGUGCCUGAUGCUGGAAGCAGAUCAGUGAUAGCAGCUCUAAAGACACUGCAGGAGAAGAUGCGACGUUUGGAGCUGGAGAGAGUUCAGGCAGAGAAGAACGUCCAGCACUUCUCUCAGGUUGCUCAACACAAGGCUGACCCUUCUGCACAGAGAGAACAGGAGAACAUCACCAGAGAGAAUGACUCCACACAGAGGAAUGAGCUAGUUUCCAAGCUUCGCUCAGCAGAAACACGUUGUUCUUUGCUGGAAAAACAGCUUGACUACAUGAGGAAAAUGGUGGAAUGUGCAGAUACAGACAGAAUCAGUCAGAGUGUGAGACAGGAGACUGUGUGUAAGGAGAGCACACAUACAGACAUACAAAUACAGGCCCAGCUUAACAAAUUGGAAAAACUGGAAAAAGAGUAUCUGAAACUCACCAGUACACAGUCUAUCGCUGAGAGGAAGAUUGAGCUCUUGGAACUGAAACUCUUAGAGGAGGAGCAUGAACGCAAGCUUGUGCAGGAGAAAGCAGAGGAGUUACAGAGAGAGCUUGAGAACAAUCUCUUCUCCCUUUCUGCCGCUACUCAACCUAAGGGCAAGAAGAAAAAGAAAAAAGAUAAGGCUUUUCACAAGAAGUCCCCCUCAGUGAAGAUGGAGGUACCCCCCCCUCAAUAUCCCCCUAAGGCUAAAUGCCUACCAUUUGUGGCUGGAACUUCGACCAGUCCUAGCCACUCAGUCAAUGUCAACGUACAAAGUGUUUUACAUAUAAUGAAGCACAGGAACCCAAGGCGUUGUGCUCUACAGAAGUCGGGUUCUGAGAAACAUCAGGCCCAACACAGACCCCCAUCCACCCUCAGCAAUGCCGCCUCCACUCUGGGUAGCAUCUCUGAAGUUCUGCUCGCCCUUCAAGAUGAACUGGGACAGAUGAGCUUUGAACACCAGGAGCUGGCCAGGCAGAUUGAUGAGACCACUAAACGAGAGCUGAGGGAGGAUCUGGAACGAGAGCUGGACUCUCUGGUCAAAAAAAUGGAAGAUAAAGCUGCACAGAUAUCCAAACUGCGCAAACACCAGCAAACGGUUCAGGUAAUCUCCCAGCCAUCCUCCAGCCCCAAACAGAAGCUACUUAGGACAGCCAGUGUAGAAGGUAUUACUAGGGCACAAAUUGGGGUACAAGCCUUGCCACCAUCACCAGUUAAAGCCUCUCAGAAACAAAACAGAGCCAACCAGGCGCACCUGAGGCUUCUCAGAGAGAGACCGAGACUAUGCUCCAGCCUCCGCAGACAGGACAUCAACUGGGAAACAUAGUGUGGUUUAUUGUCCUGAAACACCAAUUCUGGUGUUUCAGGACAAUAAAAAAAAAAGAGACCUUAAAGCAACAGGAAACAGAAUGACAUCUAAUUGCCCUUGGAAGAUCAAAAACCAAUGCAUUAAUCUGCAUCUAAUUGUGGGAUUGUUGUAGGUCAAAGUCCAUAUAAGAUUUGUGCUCAACUCAACUUUAAAUUACUGUAAUACAUUGUUUAGUUGAUUUUUAUUUCUGUUUUGGAUAUUUUGCUGUUUUAAUAUGUAAAUAAAAUUUUAAGU
This is a messenger RNA of Xyrauchen texanus (razorback sucker), 1867 nucleotides long. RefSeq names its product centrosomal protein 57, like 1 (gene cep57l1). NCBI's taxonomy places the organism in Eukaryota, Metazoa, Chordata, Actinopteri, Cypriniformes, Catostomidae. The record is from RefSeq and is a predicted model, not a curated record. Gene Ontology annotation, molecular function: identical protein binding; microtubule binding; gamma-tubulin binding. Gene Ontology annotation, cellular component: centrosome. The coding region runs from base 128 to 1591 and encodes 487 amino acids. The transcript is spliced from 11 exons.